AUGACUAAUAAGGUAUUCCGCAUUAAAAUUUCUGAUGUGAAGAUUGGAUAAUUAAUAUAAAAAGCUAGUUCAUAAAAGCUAUUAGAAAGCUUGGAGUAAUUGAAUAUUGGAAAGCCAUGGGGAUUUAAUUAAGAUCACCAUCCAGACAAUUAAUGGAUGGUGAAUGUUUUAUUCACAUUAAACCCAAACCAUAAACUGUUUAGAGAUUCUGUUCAUGAAUGCUAAUCUAUAUUAACUUAAGAAGCUUGA
This is a messenger RNA of Paramecium octaurelia, 249 nucleotides long. Lineage: Eukaryota; Ciliophora; Oligohymenophorea; Peniculida; Parameciidae. The record is from the annotation of a GenBank genome assembly.